AUGCAGCUGAAGGAGAUCAUUAGAAACUAUUUUGUAGAAGGCCUUAAGCAUGAAUCAAAGGCCUUGUUGAAUGAUUCAGCUCAAUGGCAGAUCUUAAACAAAACAUAUGAGGAGAUGGAAGCUCUCCUUGAGUUGAUGUCCGAAGCUAUUCGGGCUGAUAUAACUACUCUUACUAAGGUAACGUUGAGGGCAUUUUCUCAAGCUCAGCAGGUCCAACCAGUUGAACAUAUUCAGCAAGCAGCGUGUGUAAGUUGUGGUGAGCCCUAUGAUUAUUCUAAUUGCCUAUUAAAUCCAGAAUCCGUCUAUUAUGUGGGGCAGCAGAACCGUGGUGUCGAAAAUCGUGGGAGCUAUUACGGAAACAAUGACAAUCCUCCAUUCAGGAAGCAGGACUUCCACAAGCCGAACAACUAUCAGCAACCCCAGGCUCAGCCAUCUAGCAAUUUGGAAGAGAUGAUGAAACCACAGGGUGCUCUUCCGAGCGAUACUGAGACAAACCCAAAGGAUUGUAAAGCAGUCACCUUGAGGAAUGGCAAAGAACUUAAAGAAGUGCCACCAAAGAACAAAAAAAAGUUUGAUGUUGAACUCAUUCCUGCUCAAAGAACUGAAGUUGAAAAGAGCUCUGAGAAGAUUGUAAAACAACCCGAAAGUGUGGUACAUAUCAACAUUCCUUUGGUAGAGAUCUUGCAAGAAGUUCCAAAAUAUGCUAAGUAUAUCAAAGAUGUGGUUGCGAACAAAAGGCGUUGGACAGAGUUUGAGACUGUUGCACUUACUGAGGAGUGCAGUUCUAGAGUGAGGAGUAAAAUUCCUCCAAAGUUGAAAGAUCCGGGUAGCUUCACGAUUUCGAUUACUAUUGGCAACAUUGAAGUUGGGCUAGCAUUGUGUGACUUGGGUGCUAGUAUUAAUCUGAUGCCUACUUCUCUAGCUGAUCGAUCUCUUGCUUAUCCUGACGGUAUUAUCAAGGUUGUUCUUGUGAAGGUAGGCCCAUUUAUUCUGCCGGUUGAUUUUGUUAUACUUGAUUAUGAGGCAGAUAAAAGUGUUCCUCUCAUCAUGGGAAGAGGAUUCUUAGCUACUGUUGACGCAGUGUUUUGA
Lycium ferocissimum is the source of this 1089-nucleotide messenger RNA. RefSeq lists its product as uncharacterized. NCBI's taxonomy places the organism in Eukaryota, Viridiplantae, Streptophyta, Magnoliopsida, Solanales, Solanaceae. The coding region runs from base 1 to 1089 and encodes 362 amino acids. The transcript has 5 exons. The record is from RefSeq and is a predicted model, not a curated record.